CCGAUAGAGAUCAUUUUCGGGGAUACCGGAAGUCACGUGAUACAAAUUGACAUCCUUCCUCUGCAUAUUAAAGAGUGCAGCGCCAGUCUUGGAAUUAGUGUUGGAGGUCUACUGAAAUGGAAGAACCAAUCUGCGGUACACCGCCAUUGGAAAACAAUUCUUUACCUGUCAACUGGACUCGUCAUAAAUAUUGCUCUGGUUUGGAACCUUGGGAGGACCAAAUUGUCGGGACAUAUCUUAUACUUGCAGACCUCAUAGCCAUUCCUCUCAACACACUCGUCAUAUGCCUUGCAUACCGGCUCCGGAGGUCAUUUACUGCCUGUGAUUAUUACAUAGUCAAUCUAGCCAUCUCGGACCUCGGACAUCCGCUGAUGGGGUACCCGAUGACCAUCGCUGCCACCUUUUCACAUAGGUGGACAUUUGGAAAAAUAGGUUGUGAUAUAAAUGGGUUUCUUGGCUUCUACUUCGGUGUAAACAGCAUGACAACCCUCGGGGUGAUGAGCCUUGUACGUUACGUCUCAGUGAAGAGGCCAGCAUUAGUUCAAGUACACAACCGAUGGAAAGUCAUCACCAGUCUCCUUGCCAUUCAUUCUUAUGCGUUCUUUUGGGCCAUAACUCCAUUGGCCGGUUGGGGCAUGUACGAUGUAGAACGAUAUGGCCUCUCUUGUACCCUUCUGUGGAGUCACCCAAACAAAUCUUACCUUUUAAGCAGUUUCGUGUUUUGCCUAGCGCUGCCUAUUUCUGCCAUGGCCUUCAGUUACAUCUCCAUAACAAGCAUAAGCACGGCAACCAGGCAGAAAAUGUUACGGUGGAAGCAAAACACACGUUGGAAACAGUGGUCAUUACAGGAGCUGCGUCUGCUAAAAGUAACAAUUCUAAUGCUAUCGGUGUUUGUCCUUGCCUGGACGCCCUACGCUAUCGUGAGUAUGAUCGAAGCCUUUGCUUCCAACGUCACAAUUCCCAUGUAUGUUUCCCUUGUGCCAGCCCUAUGUGCCAAAGCAUCUCACAUCCUAGAUCCACUUAUAUAUUUCGGAAUGAAUAAAAAGUUCAAGCGGUUGAUGCCGUCGCUGUUCAACCUUUCAACGCUCCAGGACGGUGAGCGCACUCCCAGCAGCGUUGGACAAUCAGCAACGCCAAGGAAGAUGCUGUUUUCAAUGUAAUGUCUCCGUGUGCCCAUCAUUCGUGCUCAAUGGUUAUGCAGUACAACGAAUGCCUUUCAGGAGACCAUGUUCAAUGUGUGAUAACGUGAACAGAAGAAGCUGAAGUUGUGAAAUUUCUCAUUUAUAGACAUCUAUGUGCAGGGAUGCGUGCAGUAUUACCGUUAUGUGAUGAUGACGAGUACCAUGAACACCUACUAAUGCCUCUGUAUUUCUACCGUGCGAUCCAUUGUUCAUGCCUUUGCGUGACACUUUCGAAAUUUCAGUUGGAUGUGAAUAACCGUGUGUGUUUUAUGUGGAAAUAUGAUUCAGGGAAAAGUGAAGGGAAGAGAUUUCGGAAUAUUUGUUCAAACGCAAUGUGUUUAACGUUGUUGUAAACUAUUUGUUCACUGAAUCAAAGUGUGUGGUUAUUUUUUACUCUUAACAAUCAUGCUGCUGACAUGAGAAUCAUUUUGUGCCAGUCUCCAUAUUCAAAAAGUGUGUUCAGUUAAGUAACUCUUCAUUGUAUGCUUACUGAGACGUUCAUGGCAAUCCCUAAUGAAAUCCUCCAUUGAACCGUUCAUGGAAUCCUACAUUUGAUUCUUCAUGAACUUCUUCAUUUAACGGUUUAUGGAUCCUUCAUUAAUUCUUCAUUUCAUUCUUCCUGGGAUCCUUUAUUGACAUGCAUGGAACCUUCAUUUAAUCAUUCAUGGAUGUUUUUCGCGGAGUUAUUUACAGAAUUCCAACUGGAAUCCUCCUUGGAAUCCUUUUAUUAAUCCUUAUUAAUGAUUGGAGGAUUUCUUUGAGAUGAAUUGUAUACAACAACAUAUAUACAUACAGGGAUUAUGAUGACAGUGCCUAUAUGCACAUGAUGUUUGCCCUUCACUUUAUGACAUAUACCUCUUUAAAAAAUCAAGUGUUCUUCAAACUGCUCUCAGAAUAUUUGUAAAUAUGUAACUACUGUUUAACUAUCCAUCCAAUUACAUUAUGUUACACUUGAGAUAACUUCCCACAGUACAUAUGACUAAGUUGAGCCAUUGUUUAAGUCAGACAUGUGUCAAGUAUAUUCUUGCAAAUUUUACACCAGGCAAAACCAAAUUGAGUCUUCAUAUUUUCUUAGGAAUAUUUUGUUGAAGGUAAAGUCAAUAGCAAGAUCCUAACUAAGCUAGUCCUGUUGUCUUGAUUAUAGUUUUUAAGACUCUGAAUCUUUAUGCGGUGAUCUUACUAAGUAUAGUUGUUGCUUGCUUGUGAUACGAUGACAUGACUGUCAACCAAGUCAACGAGCCUGUCGUUGCUGAAGACCAGUUCUUACCAGGAUCGUUACGGAUAAGAUCUUAGUAUGCAACAGAUUAGGCCGUUCAGCUAUUCUUAUAUAUAUUCCCCGGUGGAAAAUUAGUUGGGAAAUAAUUGGUUAUUUAAACGAUAUUAGGCCAUCAUGGCAAAUGCAAUCAAAAGGAGACCCAAUUGGUCACUUUGAUUCCAACGACAAGCAUUGGUGACUUGGGAUAUGUCCUACAAAGAAUGUCCAAGGGAUUGAAAGCGAUUGUUUUCGCGGUAACAUCAUUCUGUAAUAAGGAUUCAUAAAUGUGCACAUAAUAAAAUCAGAGUCCUCUAAUCUACUCUACUUUCGGCGCAGCUUUCGUAUUAAGAUGUACAUGAUUUUAGUGCUUCUAUUUAAUAAACCCAUGAACACUUGUUCGGGCAUGAAGGCGCUGAAUGUAACAAUGUCUAGUAAACGUCCUUUUUGUACGGAAAUUCAUUAAUCAAUUUCAGGAAUCAAAAUAUACUGAGGUAAUGAAAGAACCCUUCUUUGUAUGUGAACAUGUGUUUGUAUUAAUUUGUUAUUCACGAUUUGUUAAGGCUGGAAAACGUUCGGGAACAUCUGCCACGUAAUUGUCCUAUCAUUGCAUUCAACAUCAUGUGUUUAUACAUUAUGACACUAAUAUACUAUGUACAAAUGUGUAUUUACCGGUGCAUGUGUCCUUACACAUCUAAUGGUCUGGGACCCGUUUUACAAUCCGAUCUGAGCGCUAAGGCGACCGUUACUCCUAUUUCUGAAUUAGGACUCACGAUGAUCGUAGCUCUGAUCUCUCUUUUCAGAAUAGGACCAGAACAUUGCCACAGCAUGUGAUGAGACAUUAAGAAUAUAAAGAAACACUGAGAUAUUGUUGAUUGUUUAAAGGGUUUGUGUAACUUGAAAGGUACAUGUAGUUAUAAACAACUAAAAUAGUAAAAGACAUGAUAUAUAAAGUUUCGUUUGAUGCAUGUUGUUAUCUUUUUUAAGAAAACAAUAUUUAACAUUGAACCGAACGCAAAGAGAUAAAUAUAACCUUGAUUACUUCAAUAUUAUUAAAAUGGUUUUGAAAAGAAUUUGACGAGUAUAUAUACAGUCUGAAUGAUAUUCUGCGCACAAUUGACACACCUUUUAUGAUUUGCACUAUCAUACUUAUCUUCCUUUGUGUUACUGAUUUUUUUCACUUUCAUUAUAUACAGGGAUCGUGAAUAUUUUUGCUGGAUAAUUUUAUAUUGUGACCAAACACACCGCAUUAUAUCAUAUAUUAUCUCCCAAAAUCUUCAUGAUCUAUCAUUUAUGAGUUUUCCAGUUGAAGUAUCUUUCUAGAUACGUACUUUUUUCUGGUCUACUAUGUAUGGUUUGUACUUUUUUACAUAACUAAUAUAUCUUCAGUGUAUGAUCAUAUGAAAUGUGACAAUGAAUUCAGAUUCUGUUUUCAUCAUCGUCUUGAAGCACAUUUCUGUGGGCAGUUUACUUCAGUUUGUAAUAUAGGGAAAUGCAUAUAGUGGAACGGUAGGUAUUCAGUAGCAAGACAUGGAAUAGUGAUAAACUCUUCAGUAUUCAGGUGAUUACAAAUACAUGUUGUUAUACAGAGAAAUAAAUGGGACUCCUACCGAAUUGUUGGAUGGCUGAGUAGAGAGACUACGUAUAUAGACUGGCUUGGCGGAUAGGCACAUACACCCUAGACAUAGAAGUAAUGUUGUGUUUGAAUCCAUGUUGCUACACGGAAUUAAGUCGGAUCGAGGCCUUGACGUCAGAACAGGGACACCAUACUGCAUACAUCCCAUUGUUUUGCUCUUUAUGCUAUAUAUGAUAUGCAAUGUAUGACGAAAAUGAACUUCUUUGUUUAAUGUGUAUAAGAAAUGAACGAUAUCCAGUUCUAAGGAAGAUCAGAUAGAGAACCGUUUAUCAUCAACGUUGGAUCAAGAUCUUAAAAGAAGAUCGUUGUUCUACGAAACUUCGUUUUAUGUCAGUGUUGGAUGUGUAUGGACAAGAAUCCGCCAAAAACAUCGCAAACACCGCCUUUGUACAUCACUGAUUUGCCUUGUCAGCAGAACUUUCAGUGAAUCUAAUUCAGUUCCGAAUUUAUGACAACGACGUUGUAAAAAUAUAUAUGUGAGCCAUGAUUGCCCAUAUAACAAUUUUCACAUUUGUCACAUGUAAAUACAUGCCAGUGUAAGAUAAUCUGUUAUUAUUUUUCAUUAUCGUUCACCAUCAUUUACUGAUUUUCCUGAUUUCUUACUGUAAGAGACGUACUUUCCAGAUGUACUUCGGCUGAUUCGGGUGACUAUGUUGCCUUUUCGUUUGUCAGACAACGAAAACAGUACACUCUGGGAAUGUCUGUUGUCCAUAAACCGAUGUCUCUCUGUAAACAUACUUUUGCCGUCAGUAAGUGUGGUUGACAACGAUUAUUGAGAAGCGUUGGGUUUGUUUUCAAAUGGGGCAGUAAAAUAUAACUUAUUGGAUAUUUUGCCGACAAACAAGAUGUAUACAUUAGGGGUGUUCAUCCUCGUGGUUUUGCAUUCAUUAUUUAUACCUGUGAUGUAUUUGACAUGAAUUAAAAUGUUUCUAUCUC
Messenger RNA from Haliotis rubra (blacklip abalone), 5005 nucleotides. RefSeq names its product opsin-5-like. Bases 117 to 1160 code for a protein of 347 amino acids. NCBI's taxonomy places the organism in Eukaryota, Metazoa, Mollusca, Gastropoda, Lepetellida, Haliotidae. Gene Ontology annotation, cellular component: membrane. The record is from RefSeq and is a predicted model, not a curated record. The transcript is spliced from 5 exons. Gene Ontology annotation, biological process: G protein-coupled receptor signaling pathway. Gene Ontology annotation, molecular function: G protein-coupled receptor activity.